This is a messenger RNA of Paramecium tetraurelia, 932 nucleotides long. RefSeq lists its product as uncharacterized. The record is from RefSeq and is a predicted model, not a curated record. Gene Ontology annotation, molecular function: proton-transporting ATPase activity, rotational mechanism. The transcript is spliced from 5 exons. Gene Ontology annotation, biological process: proton transmembrane transport. Gene Ontology annotation, cellular component: vacuolar proton-transporting V-type ATPase, V1 domain. NCBI's taxonomy places the organism in Eukaryota, Ciliophora, Oligohymenophorea, Peniculida, Parameciidae.
AUAAAGGAGAUAUUUUUGUCAAUCCAUAACUUUUUAUUAAAGAGAAUAGUAUCUAAACAAAGUGAUGAAGGAUUGUGAAGAUUGCUUUAAGUAAUUGGAUCAACAUGGCAAAUCAAUUAAGAGAGAGACUAAAGAUAUGUUCAUUAAAUUCACUUAAGGAAAGUUGUAAGAGCAGAAGAAACUCUUGGAAACUGACUCAGUUGGAGUGUUUUCAAUGGUUUUAGAUAUCUUAUGAGAACCUUAUCCAUGAUAAGCCUUUGAUGACUUAUAUUCUGACAACAAUUGAGGCAAUCAUAUCAGACAAUUAGAGAUUAUUUAAAUAAUUUAUGAGAGCAUUGACUCCUUAAGUAUUGCCUAAGUUAAAGCAAUUUUUAUUCUUAGAAGGAUAUGAUCCAAUGGCAUAUGAGGCUGCUGCCAAGAUUGCUACUAUGAUAAUAGCUGAGGAGGGAGGGAAUGAUGCAAAGGAAUGGGUGAUACUCUUUUUAGGAGGAAUAGGCAAUAAAUUAAAAAUUGCAGAUUUUAUGAUCAUGCCAGUUUGUGUUCAUUUCUUAAAACAUGAAACUCUUGCAGUUUAAUUUAUUAAGAGUGGUGGAAUAAGAAUAAUUACAAAUUUACUUUCAAAAUAUUCUACAGAUUUACAAAUUGCAUAUUAUACAAUUUUAGCAUUAUGGUUGCUCAGCUUUACAACUGAAUCUAUUUCACUUUUUAAUGAUCCCACUAUUGGCUUGAUUAAAUUGAUAAUAGAAUCAGUACAAAAGAUAUCAAGAGAGAAGAUCUUAAGAGUUUCUUUUGCAUGUUUUAGGAAUUUAGUUGAUGCAUCACCUUAAUGUAUUGAAUUGAUGGUCGACAGAUUAUGGAUUUUGACAGUCAUCAAGUAGUUGAUGUUACUGUUGAAGUGGAAAUUCCUUAAAAGAUUAAGAUUUGUUAGAUGA